Molecule: messenger RNA, 1530 nt
Organism: Blepharisma stoltei
Lineage: Eukaryota; Ciliophora; Heterotrichea; Heterotrichida; Blepharismidae
Source: the annotation of a GenBank genome assembly
AUGGAAAAUAGAAUAGAGGCACUUGAGCAUAAGUUAGAUAAUUUUGCAACAGAAUUAUUCGGAGAGGCAUUUAGAGAGUAUAUAAUCGAGGUGGUACGGCAAAGUCAAGUAAUGUCAAAUGACAUGGAAUCAAACGAAAUUGAUUAUAUGAGAAAAAAAGUUUAUAGAGAAGACUUUGAAACAAGAAAGCAAACAAAGUAUGAUUUAAAAGCAGCUCAAGAAAAUAUUGCAGCUUGUUAUCGCGAGCUUCAAACUUUGGGAGCUGCAAUUGUUGACGUUAAGAAAGGAAUGGAAAAUAAAUCAGAUUUAAGUGAUAUUGAAAAUAUUCACUCUGACUUCUCGAAAUUCUGCACAAAAGAGUAUGCAGCAAUUUUAUCUGAAAAUAUGAAGAACUUAGUGAAUAACAAUGAUUUUAAAGUUUUGAAAAAUGAAUUUUAUAAGCUAAAGGAAAAUUUAGAAGUUGAGUAUUUAAAUAAAGCCCAAAUCUUUCAAAAAAUUGAUGCAGUUGAGUUUAAAUUUAAAAAUGAGCUUGAAAAGUAUUGCACAAAUGAGAGCAACUCUAAUACAAAUGCCAAGAUGAAAAAAAGAAUCGGUGACAUUGAAACCUAUGUUUCUGAAUUAGAUUCAAGAUUGAAUUUUUAUAAAGGACAGACUAAAGAUCUUAUUUAUUUAAAUAAAAAAGAGCUUGCUGAAAAAGCAACAAGUGAGCAAGUUGAGAGAAUUAAAGAAGAGCUUGCAGAAAAAUUUUCAAAAUAUGAUUUGACAAAAGGAACUAGCGAACUCAAUAUCAAAAUUUUAGGCCUGCAAAAAGAGUUAUCAAAGAUAAAUAAAGCUCAAAGUGAAUUUGAGCAUGCUCUACUAAAAUUUGAUGAAGCGUUUCUAGAGAAGGCUUCUAAGUUUGAAGUAAAAGAAAUCAGAAAUAGGCUUGAAGCUAUAUCAUCUCAGUCUUUAGUAAAUGUAGAUUUCAAUGGGAUCAUUGAAAAAAUUAAAUCACUUACAGAGAAAUGUGGAACUUUCGAGUCAAAUUUUCAACAUUUUAAUUUGGAAAUUGCUGAUAUAAGCGAAAGGCAUAAAGAUAUUGCUGAUUUAACUAGCCGUUAUGAGUUUUUAAAGGAACUUACUUUAGAUAUUCAAGGAAAACUAUCCAAUAAAACUGAUAAACUUGAAUUCCACAGCUGCUUGGAAUCAAAAGCCACUUGUCAGGACAUUCUAGAUGUAAACGAAAGCAUAAAAACUCUCCACAAACUUAUCAAACUAUCCUCAGCCCAAAUUGGAUUAAUUCAAAAAAAUCUAUUUAGCCUAGGCAGCCUUGACAAAGUCCAAAGAGAGCAGAUGACCUCCUCAAUGCAAAGAGCCUUGGAGCAAAUCCAAACCUCAAGCUUAGACAAAGCCAAGCUCCCAUUUCUAGAAAACUUCAGAAGCAAACUAAGCCCUAUUGAAAAAAUACGAGCAUCUACAGACCUUUCCCCUUCAAAAAGCAGGAUUUCUCCUCAUAAAAGAACACAAAAUUCAAUUGAUAAUAUAUUCUAA